GCGUAGUAUCAGAAGAGAGGGACACGUGGGAGGAAGGAGGGUGCAUCCAUCUAUCGUCGUCGUCAAACUCUAACCCAAACCCUAUCUAGCUUCGCUUUUGCCCCUUCUCGUUCACUCUGCCCCAAUUCCAAAAUUCCCAACCCUAACCCUAAAACCGAAUCUUCUGAUGAAACUCGACACGCCAUACUCCACGGUUUCAGAAUCAGGUUCGAUUCCCUAACCCCUUAACAAACCCCUUUCAUCUCUUCGCAGUUUCUCCAUGGAGGGCUCUGCAGAGGAUCUCGGAGCCCCCGAGUCAUGGGAGGUCGCCGAUUUGGACGAGUCCAUGAACCGCUUGAACCUCAUGCUCUCUUCCAGCAAGGAUUCCAACCAUCCUCACCAACGUCUCUCCGAUGAUGACGUUCCGCCGCCGCCACCGGCUCCUCCGCUCCCUUCGUCCAGUGGCGACAAGGUUUCCGAUGACGUCGUCAAUCAGGUCGAUCAGUUCCUUCGCGAAGCCAUUCAGAACCCUCGCGAACGACUCUCAAUAUUGAGGAUGGAGCAAGAUGUUGAAAACUUUAUUCGUGAUCCAACUCAACAGCAGCUUGAAUUUAAGCAGCUUCCAACAUCCUAUUUGAGGCUUGCUGCGCAUCGGGUGGCUCAGCACUACUCAUUACAGUCAAUGGUGUUACUAGAUAAUAGUUUACCAGACGGUUCUGGCUCAAGAAUUAUUGUUCGCAAAACCUCUGAAUGUAGGCUUCCAGUUAUCCGCCUUGCUGACAUCCCAGUGAAAUUAUCAUCAGAAAACAGUGCUGUCAUGAAGGUUGCAAUCAAACAGAGGCCACAGAAGGGGACACAGAUACUUAGUAAUGCAAAUUCAAACUCAAUGAAGAAUAGUAACUCUAAAAGUGUGGAAGAGAGAAAAGAGGAAUAUAAUCGGGCUCGAGCAAGGAUAUUUAGUUCAAGCAAUAAUGGUGGAACUGUAGUUGGGAAGCCAGAGUGUGACUCAAGACAGCAGGAUAACUCAUUGCACGUUUCAUUGGGGGUUCCUCGGGUUGAAGACAAAUCAGCUUCGGUAUCUGAUGUCACUUCUGGUAGGGGGAUGGUUGAGUCUUCAAGUAAUACCAAUAGGGCUAGAAGUAGGACAGAGAAGGAAACAGUUGGUAGGUACAGGCAAAAUAAUAGGGUGGCUAUAUUUCGGGAUCGUGAGGUUGACCGCAAAGAUCCUGAUUAUGACAGGAGCUAUGAUAGCAGGUACACGCAAAGAUUUGAUCCUGGUUUUGGGUUCAAUGGAGGAUCAUAUGCUAUACAGCCAAUGUAUACGGCAGUAUUGAAUUACAACACUGAGUUUCCACAACUUGGAUCCACUCACAGACCCCAGCUUUCUGCUGAACACCAACCACGACCUCUUCCACAGCAUAUGCCUGGGCCAUGGGCUGCACAAUCAACACCUGCUGGAAUUGGAUAUGGACAUCCUGAGACCAUGAUGCCCCCAUUUAAUCCUAAUCAAGUUGGUGCACACUCAUCAUCAACCAUGUAUCUGCAUUCAUCUCAGUAUCCCUGUCAGCGCCCUGGAAUGCCGUUUAUCCAUCAUGAACAUGUUCACCAACCCUUUGCACAGUCUCAUCAGCCCCCACCUGAUGCAAGUUUUGGAUUGGCCCGGCCCCGGUGAGGGGCAUGGGCCAUGCCUGCACCCAGUCAGCCAGAGGUGCAAGAUGUAAGAUCUUGGGCUACUGAAGCUCCAAUUUUCUUUUAGCUGAUUGGAGUGCAGGCAUAUAGGCUGAGUUUGGUUGGAAUGGAUUUGCAUAUUUCCGAAAGAUCAUCCCACCAGCAUUGAUCUAUCCUUCCAAUCUCGGCUUUACAGGGAUGCUUCCUGCAUCUUCCACCAGUCCGUGAAUGUGUCUCUUGUAGACAAUUGAAUUUUUUGAGGAGAUUUUAGAGCGUCUACUGUUGAUCAUGAGGACUUCUUCACAGGAAACGGAGCCAAAAAAGUUUGUUCUUGACUUGGAUGAAGCUCCUUCAACAAGCUCUAGGGGUUUCAGUUAAAGAGAUCAGUACGUCAUUUGCCUUGAGGUGCAGCAACUUUUGAUGCUGAGAUUUAACUGAAUUUUCCAAGCUUUAGUCAUUAGUCGCUAUAAUUUACAAUAUCGUCUGGUGAAUUAUCCUUGACCUCAUGUAUAAUACAUGACUAACUUGUAUAUUUCACUCAGUUCUAACAUUUCUUUUUCUGGA
Molecule: messenger RNA, 2211 nt
Organism: Vigna umbellata (rice bean)
Lineage: Eukaryota; Viridiplantae; Streptophyta; Magnoliopsida; Fabales; Fabaceae
Molecular function (GO): nucleic acid binding
Source: RefSeq, a predicted model, not a curated record